AUGGUUAGUUUCAAGGGAAGGACUGCAUCUACCACGAGCAUCCCCUUUGUCAAGACGAUCAGCAAAGAACAGGGACGUAAUGCCACAGCAAAUACCAAGGCCCAAGAACCAGCGCGCAAGGAUGUCGAACGCAUUUUUGGGGCUUUGAAGGCUCGCUUCCAUAUCAUGGACUGUCCCUGCAGACUAUGGCGCCAUGCGACGAUCGUCUCCGUGUGGGUAGCUUGUGUUAUUAUGCACAAUAUGAUUGUAGAGAACGCGCUCGAACACGUGGAACCGUGUGACCAAGACUGCGGUCACUUCAAAGUCGACACAACGACCACCGACGAAGAUGAUUCUCGGUUUGAUCGAUUUCUUCGUAUGAAAAAGACUACUGAGGCGUAG
Aphanomyces astaci is the source of this 381-nucleotide messenger RNA. RefSeq lists its product as hypothetical. The transcript has a single exon. The record is from RefSeq and is a predicted model, not a curated record. Lineage: Eukaryota; Oomycota; Saprolegniomycetes; Saprolegniales; Verrucalvaceae. Bases 1 to 381 code for a protein of 126 amino acids.